AUGUGCAGCGGCUGCAAGGCAUUUGUUUUGAGCUGUUGUCUGGCCGGUUGCGCUGCGUUGAGUUCGGAAAGGUGGGCUGCAAGAUUCUGCGAGGACCCCGAAUUGCAAGAGGCGACUCAUUGCUCGCCAAGUGGGUGCGACAGCAUUUCCUUCGGCAGCAGAUUCUGCGUGGCUUGGAUGGGCGCUCCGGGCAAAAGGCUUCAGGCUUCCGUUGGCACGCCCAGCUGGGAAAAUUGCAUCGCCACGGGCAUCUAUGACCGUAUGGAUGAGUUUCAGCAGCAUCCGCCGCCUUUGCUGCAGUGCCCGCAUUUCCUGCCGAUCGCCUUUCUUGCCGUGCCCAAAUCCGGUUCAACAUCGCUUCUCCUCUGGCUGGCCCGGAACGAUCAUCGCAUGGGUUGUAUCGCUGACAGCGCUCGUUUUGCUUCGGCGUGCUUGCGAAAGCACCAUAAGCAGAUGACGCAGAAAUGUUUGGCCGAUGGCUUCUACCAGGGCAACGCUUCAUGCCCCAGCCUGAAAUCGCUUGGCUGUUCUCGUUCGCAAAGCGGCAGCCUAGCAGAGCGGGCGCUCCGCUGGCACCAAAGCGUGAACUCGGGUUGGCUGGUGCUGCCACCCUUCCUGUGCCCGCAGUGCUGCAGGCAAGGCAUCGGGCGCUUGCUCGUGGUCAUGGCAAGAAAUCCAUACAUGAGGUUGGCCUCGUACUACAAACGGUGGAUUGGCCCCAGGUUGAACAACAACUGGUCAAGGUUUGGCGAAUGGGUCAAUUUGCUUGCCAACGUGAGCCGACAGACAGAUGCCUUUCGCCUUUGCCAUGGAAUUCCAGGAGUUGUUGCAGCUGACGAUGUUCUCCACACACGUUCUGUUCGCGAAAUGCUGGAUGACCCGCGAUUGCCAGCACGCUCGCAGCGGCCGUUUGCAAUUCUUCACUUGGAGACGCUGCAGACAGACAUCCGGCAUCUAGAAAGGCAACUUUGCCGAGAGUUUCAUCACUGCAGGCGACUGCCGUCCAUCCAGAAUGAAUCCCAUCACAACUCGCGGGCAACAGAACUGUUUACAAAGCAACCUGGCUUAUGGCACUCACUUUGGGACGGGCUCAGCGCUGCCAUGCGAGAGAUGUAUGGCUGGGACUUUAAGAUGCUCGGAUAUGCAAUGGAUCCAACAUCCAUUCUUCCGCGAAGGCAUCGUGCGCCUCUUUUGGCAUAG
Messenger RNA from Effrenium voratum, 1200 nucleotides. The record is from the annotation of a GenBank genome assembly. NCBI's taxonomy places the organism in Eukaryota, Dinophyceae, Suessiales, Symbiodiniaceae.